This is a messenger RNA of Phytophthora nicotianae INRA-310, 897 nucleotides long. RefSeq lists its product as hypothetical. NCBI's taxonomy places the organism in Eukaryota, Oomycota, Peronosporomycetes, Peronosporales, Peronosporaceae. Gene Ontology annotation, biological process: protein acetylation. The record is from RefSeq and is a predicted model, not a curated record. The coding region runs from base 17 to 466 and encodes 149 amino acids. The transcript has 5 exons. Gene Ontology annotation, molecular function: N-acetyltransferase activity.
UGUUUUUGCGGUCACUAUGAAGGCGAAUGAAGGCGUCGUUAUCACCGGGCAGCAGGUGACGCUUGUUCCAUACGAGAUGGAGCAUGUGCCAAAGUAUCACAAUUGGAUGAAAGACCCAUGGCUACAAGAGAUGACAGCGUCUGAGCCGCUGUCUAUCGAGGAGGAAUUCGAGAUGCAGAAGUCGUGGAGAGAUGACGCCGAGAAGUGCACUUUUAUCGUGUUGGCGAGAGAUGAGAGCGAUGGCAAUUCUGGAACUUCGUACGUCGACGAGAACGCGAUUGACCGCAUGGCUGGGGACGUGAACUUGUUCUUCAAUGACUAUGACGACCCCCACGCGUGCGAGAUGGAGAUCAUGAUUGCAGAGGAGAAAUAUCGUCGGAAGGGUUUCGCGAUGGAGGCGGUGAAGCUUAUGAUGGCCUAUGGUAUGGAGGAUAUUGCUGCAAUGUCAUGGGCUGGUUGUGACUAAUGAUACUUGCGUUACGCAGCCACGUCGAAACUCAACGUGACCCGGUUCAUCUGCAAGAUCAUAGAGACGAAUCAUGCUUCAAUCCAGCUCUUCGAAAAGUACGAUAUGCUGAUGGUUUUGCUCACCACCAACGGCUAGUUUUAACUCGGUUGUGCGACUGCAGGCUGGGGUAUGAGAAGUACAACUACGUCGCUGCUUUCAACCAGGUUGAAAUGGAGUUGGUCACCAAGGACAAACGUGCGGAGCUAGUGGAUGCCGUCUUGAAAUCUGCUGACAUCCAUACACCACAAUAGCGAUGACCACCGAUACUUUCUCAAACGAAGAUACUACGUAGUAGUUCGCAGGCACAAUAGACUUGAUUUCGUCACGGCUAUCGGUAGUUAUCGAAACCAUUUGAUUUACAGCAUCAAUGCACUGAACUGAUGCCUUAU